AUGCACCAGAUCUACGGUCCAAUUGUGCGUGUUAAUCCGUACGAGGUGCAUAUCAAAGAUCCGGAAUUUUGCAUAGAGCACUUUUCUCCUGUCAAAAAGCUCGAUAAAUAUGGCUGGUGGUACAGGGUAUUUGGUGGUCCUUGGUCUACCAUCAGUACAGAGGAUCAUCACGUCCACAAAACGCGGCGCGGCACUUUUCAGAACUUUUUGGCUCCACGUAUGGUUAGAGGCUUUGUGCCUACCAUUUUUGAGAAGCUAAAAGGGGCGAGCGCUAUCAUGGAUCGACACGUGCGAACAGGAAAUGUAUUGAACCUGUCAAACGUCUAUCGGUGUAUGGCGGCGGAUGUUGUAUCUGCAUAUGUCUUACCAACAUCCCUGAAUCUUCUUGAAUCAGAUGACUUGGGGGAGGAGUUUCAGUCUAGUCUAAGAUUCUUUUUCGAAACGGCAACCAGCAUGCGAUAUCUUGGAUUCAUGGAACCUAUCAUUACGAUCAUCCCUUCUGUAAUAUUCAACGCGAUGCUUACUCAGCCUGCAAAGGCUUUAAUAAGGCUUGUAAGGGGACCAGAUAUGGACAAAUCACGGAUAUGUCUACUUGAACGAAUAAACAACAACCAGCACGAGCAAGAUGAGAAGUUUCGUGAGAGGUUGAUUCAAGAAGCAGAGCAAUUUAUUGUGGCUGGUAGUGAAACAACUGGUCAUACGUUAGCGGUGACAACUUUCUACAUUCUUCAAGAUAAGAAUGUUCAAGAAAAGCUACGACAGGAGCUCAUACAUGCAGAUAUCGUAUUUGAUGGCAACCUCGAAAUCACAAAGCUUCAAGCUCUUCCCUAUUUGUCCGCAGUUAUUACUGAAGGGUUGCGUUUCUCACACGGUGUGGGUUCAAGACUACCAAGAAUCAACAAGUCAAGCGAGGUACAAUAUAAACAAUGGAGAAUACCAGCCGGUGUCCCAAUAAGCAUGACAUCACGGCUUCAUCAUGAAGAUGCACGUUUAUUUCCAGAGCCUUACAAAUUUUCCCCUGAACGAUGGCUUCAAGCCGACAGCAAGAAUUUGAAGAAAUAUCUCAGCCCAUUUGGCCACGGAUCUAGGAUAUGCCCCGGAAUGCAUCUGGCUAUAUACGAGAUCAAUAUCGCCAUUGCCUAUAUAUUUACCCACUAUACAGUGAUAAACUCCGACACAACAGAAGAUGAUCUUGUUUCCAAGCACGAUUUGGGGGCUCCGUUUCCCAAACAGGAUUCUAAAGGACUUCAAGUAACGCUACAGGCUAGAGUGACUGAGUGA
Messenger RNA from Trichoderma breve, 1281 nucleotides. Its product is annotated as cytochrome p450 domain-containing protein. Bases 1 to 1281 code for a protein of 426 amino acids. NCBI's taxonomy places the organism in Eukaryota, Fungi, Ascomycota, Sordariomycetes, Hypocreales, Hypocreaceae. The record is from RefSeq and is a predicted model, not a curated record. The transcript is spliced from 7 exons. Gene Ontology annotation, molecular function: heme binding; oxidoreductase activity, acting on paired donors, with incorporation or reduction of molecular oxygen; iron ion binding.